GGAGUUGGCAUCUCUCGGCGAGCUCGCGCAGCCUACCUCCGCUUCGGCCUCCGCUACGCUUCAACGCGCAUUCUUCUGGACGCGGUUCACAGCGAGCACCACCGAUCUCCGCGGAGCACCCUUUUCCCUCCUCCCCCUUCCCACCCCCCAACACCCCCGGCAUGUCCUUCCAGCAACUCCUCAAGCGCUCGCGCUUCGCCGUCCACGACCCAUUAGUGACGCGCGUGUACGCGAGCAACACGAGCAGCCAGCGGCACGGCGGCGACUUUGGCCUGAAGGCGCCUGUAAACCGCCCGCGGUUGUCGCGCUUCAUCCGUCUGGGCAAGUCGAUUUCGGGCUGGCGCUCGGGCGAAGAAGAGGCGCGCUUCAUGGCGCAGUGGGCGGACGGGCGCAUCCCGUGGGCCUCCAAAGCCGACCGGCGCCUGAAGCCUGCCUCCGUGUUCUCGCCGUACGCCGAAGACGAGCCGGCGCCGGAGGCCGUGACGCACGUCCUCCCGAACGUGGAUGCGAUGACCGAGCCCGAGUUCGCCGCAUACCUCGACAGCGUGCGUGCGCGUCGCGCGUCCCUGCGCGCGGCCGUGUUCGCGGAAACCGACGUGCCGGCGGACGAGGCGACGCUGGCGCACGCCGCCGCGCGCGGCAUCGCGCGCGACUCGGCCAGCGCCGACUUCCAAGUCGACGAGACGCAGCGCGACCUCGCCGCGCCGCACAGCAGCACCAUCCAGCCCCGCCCGCACCGCCUGCACGGGCUGCAGUACUCGUCUGCGCCGGCCGCCGGCGCGGCGCUGCACGGCCGCGCGCUCCCCGGCCGCGCACUCGACCGCGUGCGUGCCGGCGGCCGCUUCCGCGCCCUCGAGGGCACGAAUGCCGAGUGGGUCGUCGGCCUCGGCGGCCUCACGGCGACGGGCAGCAGCGGCGUCUCGCGCGUCACGGACAAGGCGAGCCUCUCGCAGUUCGAUUACUCGCGCGAGCGGCCCGAGCGCGGCGUCGCAAAGUUCGCCGUCACGGAAGCGACGGUCGAGGCGCCGCCCAAGGUCCUCGCCCUCGGCGUCGCGGGCAAGCGCUGGCUUGAAGCCCCGCACUUUUCGAGCGCACGCCGCCCCGCUCCCCUCCAGACGUUCCGGUUCGACUUGCGCGUCAGCGAGGACGAGGGCGCAGCCGACGCCGCGGGCGAGCGCAUCGUCCCCGGCUCCGCGGCGUGGGUCGCGCGCGAGCCGUCCCGCGGCCUCACGGAGACCGAGGGGGCUAUGGGCGUCCUCGGAGGUCCGCGGGCUGCGCGCCCCUCGCUCGCCCAGCGCCGUAACUCGACUCGUGCGCAGAGCGACACCAUCGACUCGCUCCUCGCGCGCAUUGCUGGCUCCGCCGGCGGGAGGUAGUAGCAUUAUGCAUUGAUCCGCUCUAGAUAGCAGCGUCGAGCUGGACAGCAGCGUUAGGGGCGAAUGUAGUUGAGGGAGGGCAGAGACGGACUAGAUGAAAAGUAGUGGGGCACCCACCUCCGCCCAAUCCCACAUCUAGGUAUCAGUCGCAUGAUAUGGUAUAGUCUACGUCCUAUGCGUCCGAUGCUGCGUGCCCUCUACCGGGCAGAGAUUAAGAAUUACUACUCGCCAAGCACGCGCGUCUCGCCCCACGUGACAUUGCGCGCAUUUCGCUUAUCCUUGCCCUCGACGCGCUCCUCCUCGUCGC
Messenger RNA from Cutaneotrichosporon oleaginosum, 1683 nucleotides. RefSeq names its product mitochondrial 37S ribosomal protein bS1m. NCBI's taxonomy places the organism in Eukaryota, Fungi, Basidiomycota, Tremellomycetes, Trichosporonales, Trichosporonaceae. The record is from RefSeq and is a predicted model, not a curated record.